AUGACUAAUGCAUCAUUACUUUCUAUUGGCAACAAGAAGCCAAUCAUUGCACUUGACUGUGAUGGUGUACUGCUCGACUAUCAAACAACCUUUCCACAAAUCUACAGAAAAGUCUUUGGAAAACAAUUGACACUUGUCUCGCCAAAAUCAUAUCGUGCCACGACCAGGUAUGGUGUCACAUUUACACCUGAAGAAAAAUCUCAAUUCAAUGCAGCGUGGGAUGUCGAUGGAUGGCGAACAAUGUCUAUGCAUGAUGGAGCUCUUGAAGCUUGUCAUUUAUUGGAUGCAGCUGGUUAUGAAUUAGUAUGUGUCACAGCAUUGCGUGCUUGUUUUAUUGAACAUCGUUUGGAAAAUUUUCGAUUACAUGGAUUUCCUAUUGAUCGAAUCAUUAGCACAAGACGCGACAUAGAAAGUUCAGACAAUAAUCCAAAGAAACAAGCUAUUGAACAAUUACAUCCGAUAGUUUUUGUUGAUGAUAAAAAACGAAACUUCCAAGAUAUUGAAGGGGUACAAACUAAAUUUGUAUUUAUCGAUCAUGAAUUAGAGAAUGAUCCACAUCGAGAUGCAAAUAUUCAUUAUAAUGCUAAAUAUCCAAGUCUUUUGGCAUUUGUCAAAGAUUUCUUGAAAGAUGAUAUUAUCUGGUUGAACAAAUCAGAUUGUUUAGUCUCUUUGACUUAA
This is a messenger RNA of Rotaria sordida, 678 nucleotides long. The record is from the annotation of a GenBank genome assembly. NCBI's taxonomy places the organism in Eukaryota, Metazoa, Rotifera, Eurotatoria, Philodinida, Philodinidae.